Molecule: messenger RNA, 4039 nt
Organism: Eubalaena glacialis (North Atlantic right whale)
Lineage: Eukaryota; Metazoa; Chordata; Mammalia; Artiodactyla; Balaenidae
Gene: SLC3A1
Product: solute carrier family 3 member 1
Exons: 10
Coding region: 232-2289 (685 amino acids)
Biological process (GO): carbohydrate metabolic process; amino acid transport
Source: RefSeq, a predicted model, not a curated record
CAGAUCUGAAUCCCUCAGUGUAGUGACUAUAGCUACGUCAGCCUCACAGGUGUAAAGAGAAUUUUUUAAAACUCCCUUUACCUUUACCCUUUCUUCCUUGGCUGGACAAAGUCCAGCCAAGUUCAUUUAUAAACCACUCAAAGCUCAUUAACACGACCAAGCAUUUCAGCGAGUUCCCUUCCCACUUUUGUUACUGCAGGAAGGCACUCCGCACGGAUAAAAUUGUGAAACAUGGCUGAGGAUAAAGGCAAGAGAGAUUCCAUUGGAAUGAGUAUGAAGGGAGGCCAGACAAACAACGGGUUUGUACAAAAUGAAGACAUCCUGGAGACGGACCCGGAGCCAGGCAGCCCAGAGGACGGCCCACAGCACAACGCCGUGGACAUCUUUGGCCCUGCGGAGCCCGAGUGGAAGGAUGUCCGGCCGUACGCGGGGAUGCCCAAGGAGGUGCUGUUCCGCUUCUCGCGCCAGGCCCGCUACCGGGUGCCCCGGGAGGUCCUCUUCUGGCUCACCGUGGCUUCUGUGCUCGUGCUCAUUGCGGCCACCAUAGCCAUCAUUGCCAUCUCUCCGAAGUGCCUGGACUGGUGGCAGGCGGGGCCCAUGUACCGGAUCUACCCGAGGUCUUUCAAAGACAGCGACAAGGAUGGGAACGGAGAUCUAAAAGGUAUUCAAGAUAAGCUAGAUUACAUCACAACUUUAAAUAUAAAAACUGUUUGGAUUACUUCAUUUUAUAAAUCAUCCCUUAAAGAUUUCCGACAUGGUAUUGAAGAUUUCCGAGAAAUCGAUCCCAUUUUCGGAACAAUGAAAAAUUUUGAGAAUCUGGUUGCAGCCAUACAUGAUAAAGGUUUAAAAUUAAUCAUCGAUUUCAUACCAAACCACACCAGUGAUAAACAUGCUUGGUUUCAAUGGAGUCGGAACCGGACAGGGAAAUAUACUGAUUAUUAUAUCUGGCAUGACUGUACCCGUGAAAAUGGCAAAACCAUACCGCCCAACAACUGGUUAAGUGUAUAUGGAAACUCCGGUUGGCACUUUGAUGAAGUACGAAACCAAUGCUAUUUUCAUCAGUUUAUGAAAGAGCAACCUGAUUUAAAUUUCCGCAAUCCUGAUGUUCAAGAAGAAAUAAAAGAAGUUAUACAGUUUUGGCUCUCAAAGGGUGUCGAUGGCUUUAGCUUCGAUGCUGUUCAAUUCCUUCUAGAAGCAAAGCAUCUGAGAGACGAGGCCCAAGUGAAUAAGACCCAAAUCCCGGACACAGUCACUCACUACUCGGAGCUGUACCAUGACUUCACCACCACACAGGUGGGAAUGCACGACAUUGUCCGCAGCUUCCGGCAGACAAUGGACCAAUACAGCAGGGAGCCUGGGAGAUACAGGUUCAUGGGGACUGAAGCCCAUGGAGAGAACAUUGCCAAGACCAUGAUGUACUAUGGUCUGCCUUUUAUCCAAGAAGCAGAUUUUCCCUUCAACAGUUACCUCGGUAACCUAGACAUGCCUUCUGGGAACAGUGUGUUUGAGGUUAUCACAUCGUGGAUGGAAAACAUGCCAGAAGGAAAAUGGCCUAAUUGGAUGACUGGUGGACCAGACAAUGACCGGCUGACUUCUCGUCUGGGGAAACAAUAUGUCAACAUCAUGAACAUGCUUGUGUUCACACUGCCUGGAACUCCCAUAACUUACUACGGGGAAGAAAUAGGAAUGAGAAAUAUUUUAGCCACAAAUCUCAAUGAAACCUAUGAUGUUGAUACUCUUCUCUCAAAGUCACCAAUGCAGUGGGACAAUAGCUCAAAUGCUGGUUUUUCUGAAGGCAAUCAUACCUGGUUACCCACCAGUUCAGAUUACCACACUGUGAAUGUUGAUGUCCAAAAGACUCAGCCCAGAUCAGCACUGAAGUUAUAUCAAGAAUUAAGUUUGCUUCACGCCAAUGAGCUGCUCCUCAGCAGGGGCUGGUUUUGCUACUUGAGGAAUGACAACCACUCUGUUGUGUACACAAGAGAGCUGGACGGCACAGACAGAGUCUUCCUCAUGGUUCUGAAUUUUGGAGAAUUAUCACUGCUAAAUCUAAAGGAAAUGAUUUCAAAUAUUCCCACAAGAGUAAGGAUAAGGUUAAGUACCAAUUCUGCCUACAAAGGCCGUGAAGUUGAUACACAUGCCAUUACACUGGACAAAGGAGAAGGACUCAUCCUUGAAUACAACACGAGGAAUCUCCUUCAUCACCAAACAGCUUUCCAAGACAGAUGUUUUGUUUCCAACCGGGCAUGCUAUUCCAGUGUACUGAACAUACUGUACAGCUUGUGUUAGGCACCUCUGUGAAAGAGAUGGAGACGCUGGCAUUCUGUUCUAUUGUAAGCAUUUGCAGUAACUUCACGUACAGCAGCAUGCUGCUGGGUGAACUUUAUGAGCAGUAAUUAAUUUUUAGAUAUUUCUGUAGCUUGAGUGAAACUGCUUUAGGAAAGGUUCUCAAAUGUUUUUCAAGAAUAAUGAAGUGUUUAAAAGAAAAUUAUCCCUUGCAGGAACUUGUAAUUUUUUUGAGUUAGCAUCAAUAAGAGAUGAUCAGAGCACCUCAGGACUCCAGAAUAUUAAAGAGAUCUAAUGAAUUUUAAUGUGAGGAAUAUCUUCUUCUUCCAUAAAAUGCAGGUACAGAAAUUGGAGGAUCACUUAACUGCUAGAGUAUCUAAAAAUGUUCACUAGCAAAGAAGCAGGACCUUGAUUUGUAAACUGUUCAAAGAAAAUCAGAGUAAAACAAACCUGUUCUGAUGCGGGAAAGGGGAAAGUUCUGCUGUCACCAAUCCUUCCUUCACUCCCUUCUCUAUGUCCUUCUACAGAGCAUGGUGUGAAAACUACUUUCCUAGGUUAAGGGGCAUGUGCAUCAAUGGAGACAAUGGUAUAAGCAAGUGAGCUGUAUACAAAACAAAAUCUGGAUGGAGAAACAAAUUUUAAAAAAUUAUUUACUAACUUAAAAAACUCACUUUUGUUAAUGUAACUGGAAAUACGACUAUGAAAUAUUUCAGUGUGUUUCCAAUUUCCAGUGAAUGCAGCAUUUCAGAAUUUUAGAUAUUUCUUAAGAUUCUCGAAAACACUGGUGCUGUCAAGUCCAAGUUCCUCGUACAGGAAUUUAAUUUGGGCUGUAAUCUAAAAGGAACACAUUAAAAAAAUUAGAUAGAAGGCCUUUGUGGUAAAACUCCAGUGUUCAAGUCUCUCCUUGUCCAUCCAUCUUCACCUAACCCUGAAGUCAGCAAUUUAUGGCAAAGGUAUUUUUUAUUUGGCACAGAGGCAGAAGGCUCCCAACAACUGAGAUUCAACUACUUUCUCUGACAGAGCUCACUUAUCAAGUACCUUUUCUCUUUAUUGACUCUGAGUUCCUCCUUCCCCCUCAGGUCUCAGCCAUAGACCUGACAGUUGGUGAAGCAGCCGGCACAAACCCUGCUGCAACCACUGAAAGGCCGAGUACAACACAUCACUAAUUGGGGAUCUGUCAACUUAGAGGGGCUUGAUAGCAUACCUUUUUGUGAGAAUCCUCAAUCACAUGAUUGCCUCCAGGCUGAAUAUCUAAAAUAAUACUGGGGGCUUGAUAACCUGAAAGAGUUAACAUAUGAAACAAUUAGAAGGUUUUCGGCCGAGACCCACCCAUUUCACCCGGCUCCUUCCAAGCACUCUGUUAAAAUAAUAGUGAAGGAGAAAGGCAUAAACCAUCACCACCACCAACAACAACAAAGACAGGAGAGGUGGGGAGAGCAGUAGAAAACAAAUUUUUGAAACAGGAAAAGCAGGAGGAGGACCAGAGGCAGAGGAAGCUGGAUGGAAGAGACUACAGGGCUACAUGGAGAAGGAAGCCAAUCGGUCUCAUGGAAUCUGAGAGCCUUGUGACCUGGAAACACCAACUAUAGCAAUGGGUGAGAGUGAGACACAGAACUGAAUACAGGGCAACUGUCUGGAAACUUGUAUGUGAGACCCUCUGACCCUGAGCCCAGAAGGUCCUGGCAUGUCUUGGCAAGGAAAAAUGGUUAAGAGUUCUUGUCUAAUAAAAUUGAAAGAUCUAGAGAAAAUUAAA